UCCUGUGAUCAGCCGGUCCCCGGGGCUGUUAGUCCGGCUCGAUUCUGCCCCCAAGGGAGCCGGAGUGGUUCCGGCACGAAAGAGAAACCAAAAGAGCCGAGCCCUUGUUGCGAUUCCGGCGUCGCGGGCGUCAGAGUCGACAGGAAGUCGGGGUGGGCGGCGAGCGGGACCCAGGACUCGCGGCGGCCGGCUGCUGAAUUCCGCUCCGUCGCCGAGGCCGAGAGCGGUGACAGGCUCCAACCCCACCCACUCCACUUUCCAAGUGCCUCUACGCUCCCCCCCCACCCUAUGUCUCGGGGCCAGGGCUCCCCCGUGACAGCCAUGGUACAGCCCGGCGCGCUGGUGGACGGCGACCCAGAGACGGUUGCCGGGGAGGGCCUGCUGACCGCCCGUCCCGUGGGUGGAGUGACCCCGGGGACCCCCGCCGACCUCGGCACUAUGGAGACGCUGGUCCAGGCCAAUCGGCAGCUGCAUCGCGAGAACGUCAGCCUCCGAGAGGCAAUCCGACACAGUAACCAGGCGCUGCGGGAGCGCUGCGAGGAGCUGCAGGAAUUCCAGGCGCGGAACCGGCGGGAGAGGGAGUUCGUGCUGAGCCGGUUCCGAGAGGCCAGGCAGCUGGUCGAGCAGCUGAGGGCCGCCAACGCGCAGCUGCUGCGCAGGGCCAGCGAGGGGACGGCGGUAGGAAGCCCCUCCCGUGGUGCCUCCGAGAGUGCAGAGAGCUCCCUCGCCUCCUACACCACCAUCACCCAGAGCAUGUUUAACCUCCCCGCCGCACAGCAGCCCGAGGGUCAGGCGGAGGCCCCGGAGUACGUGCGCCUCCUGAAGGAGCGGAAGGAGGAGCUGGAGGACGACCUGCGGGUCAUGAGGACCGAGAACCAGCUGCUGCGGCAGCAGUUGGCGCAGACCGGGACGGCGCAGGCGGUCGUGCGAGAACAGGCAAAGGCACCGAAUGAGGAAGCCACCAACCAAUCACCAGUCAGCAGGAGGCCAGAGACGCAGGAGGGAGCCCCCGGGCCGGAGAGACCCCCGGCACAGCUGGAACAGCUGGAGCAGCGGCUGAAGAAGCAGGAGGCGGAGUUCGAGGCCAGAGUUCAGGGUCUGAGUCGUCAGGUCGAGCAACUGUCCGAUGAUCGAGCGUCGCUGAAGGCGCAGGUGACGUCGCUGCUGGCCGAGCUGAAGGACAGCCAGAGGACGGUGGAAACCCUGCGGGCACGGAGCGCCGGCCUGGAGGACAAGUGCCGGGCAUUGGAGGAGAGGCUGAGGGUGCAGGAGAAGGAUGCAGAGGCUCAGAAGAAACAGUCAAGUGUCACCAUCGACCAACUCCGGAUCGCAGUCCACAACUCGGAGUCUGCCCUGAAGACAGAGAGACAGAACGCAACAGAGGACAAGCGGAAACUGGCCCAGCUACAGGCUGCCUACCAUCAGCUGUUUGCCGAAUACGACCACACAGUAAGGGACGGCAAGAGGAACAGGGGCCAAGCAGAGGACAUUGCCGAUCAGCUGAAGGAGGCCGAGGGCGCCCUGGCCAUUAAGCAGGACCUGAUCGACAAGCUGAAGGAGGAGGCAGAGACCAUGAAGGCUGAGCUGGAGACAGUUCCCGUCCUGAAAGCCCAGGCCGAGGUUUUCAAAGCGGAUUUCCUGGCGGAGCGGGCGGCCCGCGAGAAACUGCACGAACAGAAGGAGCUGCAGCAGGAGAGGAUGAAGGCGCUGCAGGCCGAGUGCGAUAAACUGCGGGCAGAGCACGACAUGGCCACCAGGGCUCAUAUCGAGGAACUGCAGCGGCGGCACAGCGACAGCCUGCGUACGCCCAUCGGCGGCCAAGGUAACUACUUCCCGAACGGCAGCACCAUCCCGUUCAACGUGCCCACGGAGCCGGCCCUGCGGCACGUGUUCCCGGACGAGCAGCCCGACUUUCGAUGCCCCAAGUGCCAGUACCAGGCUCCGGACAUGGACACUCUGCAGAUACACGUCAUGGACUGCAUUCAGUGAAACGCCGACACCCCCCCUGCCCCAUCCUGCUCACUCUCUCUCUCACACGGGAGGGGUGUGGGGGGGGGGGGUGGUGGUCCCAGGACCCUGAGAGGGAUCUGUCCAACCUUGUGAGCCAAGGUGCGAGAAGUCAUUUCCUGGAUGGGCUGUUAGAGGAACGGGGAGGGGAGGGGAGGGUUGCCCCCAAGAGUUUGGGCCCCCUCUCCCCUCCCCUUGCCGCUCACCCCUGAGGUCCCAGAUCCUAGCGCCUGUGCCGGUGUCCCGUUCAGGGGGAGGGGGAUAGGACCAAGCUCUGUGCAUCAUUUUUUGUGUUUGUGUGUGUGUGUGUGUGUGUGUGUGAAGAGCCUUCAGGGUGAUGGGUGUGCAGUGAGGGUGCAGGACUCACAGACUCAGACCUCUUCCUCUCACAAGGACCCCUCUGUAACGGCACUGGGGACCAUUCGUGCAGGCGUGUACGGGUAGACCGAGCUGACCGUUCCCACUCACCCUAUACCUAGGGGGUAGAUUACACCCAAAACAACAGUAGUUUAAUAUUCUUCACUCCAUUCCGCUUGGAGGGCGAGGAACGUGCUCCCCCUCUUUCACCAUCUGAGCCCUAAACCCCACAGGUCUGGACCGGGCCAUCUCUGCCUGACCCUCGCAGCUGCCGGAUCUCUGAGGGUUUCUGGAAUUGAGCCCCCUUGCCUUCCAGAGAGAUGAGCUGUAAGGAAUUCCACCCCACCCCGCCCCCGGCGAAUGGUUAGCUGGGCUGGUGUUUGGUUUGUUGUGUGUGUGUGUGUGUGUGUGUGUGUUUGACCCCCCCCCCCCCCCCCCCGGCACGUGGUUAAGUGUGCAGUGCGUGAGGGACAAACGGACAGAGGGACACAGCGCGAGAGAGGCACCCAGACAGAGAGAGUGACAGAGAGAAACAGUGAGAGGGGGACAGGGCAGAGAGGGAAGAGGGAAGGAAGAUUAGGAGGUGAUCAGAUGAGCCAGACGGCUGUCACGUUCAGCUGAGGAGGUUCGGUCCCUCAAUAUACCACUGGUGGAUAUAUAUACAGACAUACGUUCAAUUGCGGGUCUCCAAUGGGAGGGGGGGAGGGUCUGAACUCAUUGUGCCAACAAAGUUAAGCCAGUGAUAACCCUACCGAAAUGCGUUCGCUCUCGGACUCUGAGCGACGGAGAGUGAAGCGUUCGGGCAAGGCUCUGGAUCGUUGCUUCCGGAUAGGGAAGGGAGCAGGGAGGGCUGACUGGGGUCCAAACAUGACAGGAAGGUGGGGUGGGUGAAAUGACUUCAAAAACGACAGUCUUAAACGACUUCUGGUAAUUCCCUGGAACUCUUCCCACCCCACCUACAACUACUUCUACUCUACUGGAACAGCCAGCCUCUGCAGAAAGCUGGAGGUAUCAAUUUAAUUAAUUAAUCUCUCCAUGUUAAUUAAUAAAUCUAUGUAUUAUUUUAAUAAAAUAUAUACAAUGUCUCUGGUGAUGUUUGCAAUGGCUCAGGGGAUAUCUGUUCCGUUGUCUCUCAGUCUCUCUCUCUCAAGGAGAGAUCUGUACAUUGACCGGUGUCUCUCAGUCCCUCUCUCUCAGAGGGAGAUCUGUACACUGACCAGUGUCUCUCAGUCCCUCUCUCUCGGGGGAGAUCUGUACACUGACCGGUAUCUCUCAGCCCCUCUCUCAAGGGGAGAUCUGUACACUGACCGGUAUCUCUCAGUCCCUCUCUCUCAGGGGGAGAUCUGUACACUGACUGGUGUCUCUCAGUCCCUCUUUCUCAGGGGGAGAUCUGUACACUGACCCGUGUCUCUCAGACCCUCUCUCUCUGGGGAGAUCUGUACACUGACCCGUGUCUCUCAGUCCCUCUCUCUCUGAGGGAGAUCUGUACACUGACCGUAGUCUCUCAGUCCCUCUCUCUCUCAGGGGGAGAUCUGUACACUGACCGGUGUCUCUCAGUCCCUCUCUCAGAGGGAGAUCUGUACACUGACCGGUGUCUCUCAGGCCCUCUCUCUCCGGGGAGAUCUGUACACUGACCGGUGUCUCUGUCCCUCUCUCUUGGGGAGAGAUCUGUACACUGACCGGUGUCUCUCAGGCCAUCUCUCUCUGAGGGAGAUCUGUACACUGACCAGUGUCUCUCAGGCCCUCUCUCUCCGGGGAGAUCUGUACACUGACCGGUGUCUCUCAGGCCCUCUCUCUCUGAGGGAGAUCUGUACACUGACCGGUGUCUCUCAGGCCCUCUCUCUCCGGGGAGAUCUGUACACUGACCGGUGUCUCUGUCCCUCUCUCUUGGGGAGAGAUCUGUACACUGACCGGUGUCUCUCAGGCCAUCUCUCUCUGAGGGAGAUCUGUACACUGACCAGUGUCUCUCAGGCCCUCUCUCUCCGGGGAGAUCUGUACACUGACCGGUGUCUCUCAGGCCCUCUCUCUCUGAGGGAGAUCUGUACACUGACCGGUGUCUCUCAGUCCCUCUCUCUCUGAGGGAGAUCUGUACACUGACCGAUGUCUCUCAGUCCCUCUCUCUCUGGGGGAGAUCUGUACACUGACCGGUGUCUCUCAGUCCCUCUCUCUCAGGGGGAGAUCUGCACACUGACCAGUAUCUCUCAGACCUUUGUGACCUCUCAGCCUCCUUCCCUCCAGGGAAAACAGACCCAGCCAGUCCUUGUAACUCAAUCCUUCCAGUCCCAGUAACCAGUAAAUCUUUCCUGUCUCCUUCCCAGUCCUUUCUGUCACUGCGUGACCAGAAAUGCAUACAUCACCACAAGUGUCAUCUCACCAACAUCUGUCACAACUGCAGCAUAAUCUCCCAACUCCAAACUCCGAUUGGCGAAGCCCUUUCUAUGUACCCUUCACGUUCAGGGAACCACGUACCUGUACCUCUCGGUAUCUCUUUUCCACCGGACUCUCCAGGGCCCGGCCGUUUAUUGUCUUAAGUCCUGUUCUGGUUUAACUUCAGUUAGAGUGCAGAUGGAUUCCUUUUUGAAGAUUGAGAUUGAGGGCAGAAUACAGGGUUGGGGACAGUGUGGAGGAACAGAUGGGUCUUAUUCCAAGACAGGGUGGUUAAGAAGGUGUUUGGUGUGCUAGACUUUAUUAGUCAGGGGAUUGAGUUCGAGAGCCACGGGGUAAUGUUGAAUCUCGAUAAAACACUCUGAGUACUGUAUUCAGUUCUGGUGGCCUCAUUAUCAGAAGGAUGGGGAAGCUUUAGAGAGGGUGCAGAGAAGAUUAUCUGAUGCCAAUUGGAUUAGGGAGCACGUCUUGAGGGCAGCCCAUAGUGGUUAACACAACGCUUGGUGUCAGCGACCUGGGUUCAAAUCCCGCCACCACCUGUAAGGAGUUUGUACGGUCUCCCUCUGACCACUUUACGUCCAGAGACGUGUGGGUUGUCCCGCGAUUAACAUCAAACAAUACAGCACAGUACAGGCCCUUCAGCCCACAAUGCUGUGCCGACCCUUAAACCCUGCCUCCCAUAUAACCCUCCACCUUAAAUUCCUCCAUAUACCUGUCUAGUAGUCUCUUAAAUUUCACUAGUGUAUCUGCCUCCACCACAGACCCAGGCAGUGCAUUCCACGCACCAACCACCCUCUGAGUGAAAAACCUUCCUCUAAUAUCCCCCUUGAACUUCCCUCCCCUUACCUUAAAGCCAUGUCCUCUUGUACUGAGCAGUGGUGCCCUGGGGAAGAGGUGCUGGCUGUCCACUCUGUCGAUUCCUCUUAAUAUCUUGUUUUUGAUUAGGCUACGAUUAGAUCAGGGGAUUGCUGGGCGGUGUGCUCGAAGAGCUGAAAAGGCCUAUCCUGUGUUGUAUCUCAAUAAAUCAUCAAACUUAGUUAAUGAGGAGAGGCUGAGCAAGCUCGAGAGGCGACUUGAUAGAGAUAAAUCAGAAGGCGAGAGCCAGCACAGACAGAGACAUUUUCCCAGGGCAGAAAUGGCUAGUACAAGGGGACGUAACUUUAAGGUGUUUGGAGGGUGUCAGAGGUUGGGGGUGUGUGGAACGCUCUGCCAGGUGUGGUGGUAGAAGCAGAUACAUUCAGGGCAUUUAAGAGACUCUUCGCUUGCUCAUGUAUGGAAGGAAAAUGGAGAGCUGUGUAGGAGGAAAGGAUUAGAUCAGAGGCUCCCAACCUGGGGGCUACAGACUCCCUGACCAAUGACAUGAAAAAGGUUGGGAGCCACUGGGUUAGAUUAAUUUUCAAGUAGGUUGAAGAUUCAAAGAUUCAAAAACUUUAUUGUCAUUCUAACGGUACAUCAGCUCUGCAGGGCAGAAUGAGACAGCUUUUCCCAGGAGCAGUGCUGUCAUAACAUAACAAACGCAACACUAAAUAAUAAACAUAACAAUAAAUAGUAAAACACAACAGCCACGUGUCAGUUAAAAGCAAGUUAUAAGUGUCCAGUGCAAGUUAAAAGUGUCCAAAGCAGAGUCAGGUGGAGCAGCUAUUUAGCAGUCUGACUGCCUGUGGGAGGAAGCUGUUUAGUAGCCUUGUGGUUUUAGUUUUGAUGCUCCUGUAAUGUUUACCUGAUGGCAGAAGGAAAGGUUGGCACAACGAUGUGGGCUAUAGUGUAGUGUCUUCUAUGUUAGACCAUUAGACAUGGGAGCAGAAUUAGGCCAUUCGGCCCAUUGUCUACUCUGCCAUUCUAUCAUGGCUGAUUUAUCAUCCCCCCUCAACCCCACUUUCCUGCCAUGUUUUAAAGGCGUUUUGCAGUUCACGUAAUGCCAUAACAGCGCCAGCAUUCAAUUCCGCCACCGUUCUGCCCAUGACAGCAUGCUUUUCCUCGCGUAUUCCAGAGACGUGUCAGUUCACAGGUUAUUUGCUCACGGGGGUGUAAUAGGGCAGCGUGGACUCGUUGGGCCAGAAUGACCUGUUACCGUGCUGUAUCUAGAAAUAAAAUAAAUAUUACUGACGUUGGAAAUGAUUACUCAAAGUCAGCAUGUGUUUGGGGAGAAGGAAAUUGUGUCAUACGCUCAAAGAACUCAGUCAGGAAACAGAGCAGUUUUGUGGCCAAGUAACUACCAGGAAGUUGUGUGGGGGGGUUUUUUGGAAUGCUUUUGAUGGAAUUCUCAGGGAUUCCCCUAUCCGGUGAUUUAGUAAUCUUGCGGGAUUGGUGUUCAAGCAAGAAUCAGGUUUAUUGUGACUGACGUACGUGUACACUCAGUGUAUGAGGUUCAGGAGAGGACCCCAGUGAGUUUUUCUGCUGCUGUGGCCCAUCCUCUUCAAGGUUCGUCGUGCUGUGCCCUUCCACACACCCCUGUUGUAAUGGGUGGUUAUUUGAGUUCCUGUCAGCUUGAACCAGUCUGGCCAUUCUCUCCUCUGACCUCUCUCGUUAAUGAGGCAUUUUCACCCACACUGUUGUUUUUUCUCGUGUGUGUUUUUUCACCAUUCUCUGUAAACUCCAGAGCCUGUUGGACGUGAAAACCCCAGGAGAUCAGUAAGUUUCUGGCACCGACGUUUCUUCCGCUGCCAGUCACUCAGAUCACAUUUCUGUUGGUUGAUCGGAAUAGCAAAUGGUGAUGAAACCAGUCAGGACGCGUUCCAUCAUACAUCUGUAGAAAUUCACAACAGUUUUUGGCAACAUACCGAAUCUCCUCAAACCCACAAAUAUGCUUUCUUUGUGACUGCGUCAACAUGCUGGGCUCAGGGUACGGCCUCUGAGAUGUUUAUGCCAAGAAGCUUGAAGCUGCUCGCAAGGUUGUAUGUGGAGGCAUGUAUGUACUCUAAUCAUUUUUACUUUGAACUGUGAGGUACAGUAAUGUUACAGCUAUAAUACAACCUUUGGUCAGACCCCACUUGGAGUGCUGUGCUCAGUUCUAUUCACCUCACUAUAGGAAGGAGGUGGAUGGUAUAGAGAAGAGUGCAGAGGAGAUUUACAAGGAUGUUGCCUGGAUUGGAGGGCGUGCCUUAUGAGAAUAGGUUGAGUGAACUCGGCCUUUUCUCCUUGGAGGGUGAGAGGUGACCUGAUAGAGGUGUGUAAGAUAAUGAGAGGCAUUGAUCGUGUGGAUAGUCAGAGGCUUUUUCCAAGAGCGGAAAUGGCUAACAUGGGGAGGCAUAGUUUUAAGGUGCUUGUGUUAUGAGUGAUGGACAGACCUGAUGGUCAAUGGGGUACAGAGUUAACCAUUCCCAACCCCCCCCCCCCCCCGAGAACUGCAAACUAUUACUGUUGCUAUGCUGCUAUUGAGAGAGAGAGAGAUAAAGCCCAGGCAAGAACAUUUGCUACAGAUAAGAGGGGGAGAGAGACUGUUGAUUUACUGUAUUAUGACUCUUCCUGGAUUAUUUACCUUCACUAAAAGGACUGUACUUUGCUCGUUAACAUUCCUUAGGAGAUAGCAGGAGUGGCCUGAUUUGAUGGACACGGUCAUUCAGAGUUGAUGGAUAGCUGAGACCCCAUGAGUGGGGAUAAAAGACAGGUCUGGAGAGACACCCUUCAGACAUGCCAGUGGAAACUGACUGAGUGUUGGGAGCCCACAGAAAGGUGGGAGUUUCGGAGACCGAACUAGGAGAUCGGUCAGUAAAGCUCACAGUGUUACAGCAGGGCCGGUGGUGUCUUGUGUGUGUAUCCACUCAUGCCAGAGUGACGAGUCCACCACAGAAGAACGGUCUGGCUGAAGAACAGAAGGGUCAUAGUGAAUGACCACAAUGACACAAUAGAUUAAGAAAGCCACAAAAGGUUUGCCUGCCGCGGCAGCUGUUGCUGUUACAUCUCGCUCGCUCUCUCUCUCUCCAAUGAUUUCAAUACAACAACCAUAACUACCUCAGCAUUUAUGAACUGAAUUCUAUACUUUCCUAUGACAAUUCAUUUACCCCCUAGACAUCGAUAGAGCUGGUUUAUUAUUGAUUAUUAUUAUUCCUACACUUUUAGGUUUAUUACUGCUAACUUGUUUUAUAUGUAUAUUAGCAUUUUUGAUAUUGUAUGGUGUAGUUUACUAAUAAACACUUUUAGUUUGGUACCACCAGACUCCAACGGAUUCUUCUUUCUCCGCUGGUCAGACACCCAGUUACGGGGUACGUAACAAUUGGAAUUAGGUACGGGGGAAUGUCAGAUGUAAGAUUUUUAUACAGAGUGGUGGGUGUGUGGAAUGCACGGACAGAUACAACAGGGUCUCUUAAGAGACUUAGAUAGGUACGUGGAGCUUAGUAAACGAGAGGGUUAUGCAGUAGGGAAGUGCUAGGCAGCUUCUCAAGUAGGUUACAGGGUCAGCACAACUAUGUGGGCCGAAGGGCCUGUAAUGUGCUGUAGAUUUUCACCACACAUCUAUAGAAGUUUGCCAGGGUUUUUGACAACGUGCCAAAUCUCUGGAGACUCCUGAGGGGGAGGGGGAGAUACAAGAGGCUGAAGGGCAGCUUCUUCAUCCAGAGGGUGCUCCAUACUUGGGGCAAACUGCCAGAGGAAGAGAUUGAGCUCGGUACGUUUACAAUACACAGGAGGCACCUGGACAGGUACAUAGAUUGGGAAGUUCAAAACAUUAGCAUACACUACCCUGCAAUUCAUUUUCUUGUUGGCACUCACAGCUACAGAAAUACAAUGGAAACAAUGAAAAGCCACACACAGAGACUGACAAGUGACCAAAAUGCAAAAGACAACAAACCAUGCAAUAUAAAACAAACACUGCUAAUAAUGAAUGAAUAUAUUGUCGAAAACGUAAGUUGCAGGGUCCUUGACAGUGAGCCUGUAGGUUGUGGAAUCAGUUCAGAAUUGAGGUGAGAAGUUAUCCACACUGGUUCAGGAUCCUGAUGACUGUUCCUAAACCUGGUGGAGUGUGAUCGAUUGCUUCUGUACCUCCUACCUGAUGGCAGCAGGGAGAUGGCCUGGAUUGUAGUGGGGUCCUUGAUGAUGGAUUCUGCUUUCUUGUGAUUUACAGCAGCCCUUCUCAACAUUGGAGGGACCCUUGAAAUAAUUUUCAGGUCUCAGGGAACCCCUGCAUAAAAAUUAUCUAUAGCUCAUGGUACAUUAGCAUGAUCAGUAAGUUGUAGACAUAAUAAUCCAAAAAUAAUUGUCAAUGAUUUUUUGAGUAGAGAAUGAAUUUUUAGCCAACAUUUGUUGGGGAAAAGGAUAGUUAAGCUCAGCUUCCCUUUCUUGAAAUUAAUCUCUUCCCUUCCCUUUCAUAAAUUUUAAAAACUCACAAGGCAAACAUAAUAAAUGCCCCACUUCUGGGUUGAACUUGAGAUAAGCACACAUGCGGUUCACCAACUGAAAUGAGAUUACUAUUCUUACUCUUGAUUCUUGUUAAACUCGAUAAAGCUUGCUCACACACGUAAGAAGUUGAAAACCGCAGCAUUGCAUUCAUAGCUUUCCUAUGAAUGGCAGGAUGAUCUUUCACAGAAAUGCAGGGCCAUGUCAGUAUAUCAUAUCUUGAGUGCACACUGAGUGUUGGAGCCACUGCCAAAACAAACUGAAAGUUGUUUUCCACAGAUUAGGCACAAUGGAUUAGGUCAACUUGGAUCACCAGUCUAUGUAAAACCCAUUGAGAGGUAGCUUUCAUUGGGAAGACGUACUUUUUGUGUGUGUGUGUCCGUCUGUUGUUGCACUAGUGAAGUGAAAUAACUCAGGAGAUUGUAAUUUUUCAUCGUUGUCCUUAGGCCUAGAAUCCUCCUCUUCCAUCUCACAGCUCCUCUUCAAAAAUUGCCACACUGGACCAUCUUUAGAAUGAAAAUUUCCCUCCAAUUUUUUUUACUACACUGGAAGUUUGUUCGCUCCCAUAAGUAAGCCGAUGGCAUGCAAGGGGAAGUUGGGGGAGGUAAUUCAGGAGGGAGAGGCUGAUGUCACAGUCCAAGUAGGACUAGCCCAUUCAAUGCUCGAAAACACACUUCAGAUCAUCAGCCUUCUUUCUCCCCUCCGUGCAAUACAGCACCCGCCAGUUAUCAACGGCCUUCCCUAUCUCGUGUCAAAAACUGAGAAUGGACUCAAGCAAACAAACAUGGUCCUACUGCGCACUGCCAUACUGGGCUGAAAGACGUCUAACAGAUUGCUAAUGGCGCUUGGUCACUGCCCACUACUGCCAGCGCAUUGUGCUUAGUUCAAAUAAUAUUUUUUUUUAAUCACGAUCUCUCAUGGAACCCCCGGUGGCCUCUCACAAAGGAUCCCUGCUUUGGUGUGAUAUGGUCCAAGUGGCACGAGUGCGGACGGGGAUCUUGGCCAGCAUGCAGGUAGGUCAAAGCGUUUACUUCCGUACCAGUUGAUAGUUUCUCUUCGCUCCAGAGAAGCUGCCUGACCUGCUGAGUGUUUUCAGCAUUUUCUGAUCUCGCAGGAGGCGGCAGUGUUGGAUAUCUUAAAUAGAAACUGGAAUGCAAAACACGUCAGUACCACUUGUAAACAAGAGGUGAAAUGUUGGUUGAUCAGAACGAUCAAAAAAAUUUCUGAUUCCUGGAUUUCAAAAACAAUCAGCUGACAGCCUGCACCCCAUCAACCUACGAAGAAAGGUCUUCCUGUCUGCCCCUCCCUCUUCCACAGACGCCUCCACUGCAGAUGCUGCCUGACCUGCCGAACAAUCCUCGGCUGUUUUGUUGCUGUUCCUGCACUGGGAAAACCGGACUGGCUUGUUAUCUGAAAUGUCUCAGGCUCGGCCACCAGCGCCCUGCUCGAUCCCCUCAGGGUUGUGAACCCCACCUGGGUAGAUGCUGCACUUUUGGGAUCAAGCUCUGUUGAGUCAGGGUGUGAAGGUGUGAGGGGGAAAAAUAUCAAGAGUUAAAGUCACAUUCCUAAGAUGAACUUAAGCAGCAGAUCUCCAAUGCAGAGGGCAAACCUCAGAGAGAGAACCUGGUGCCCCAGUCACCAGCUUCAGAUGACCCGCCAAUCCAGUUUGUUGUUGGGCACAAAAGCCAGGAAUGUUGGAAGUGUCCAAGUGGCAUGUUAGGCAAAGGGCUGGCAUUUCAAUUACUUUCCAAACAAAUGGGAGGAAUGAAGCAGUCAAUGCUUUGGAGAAAAAGGAAAUCAUGUUGCUACCUGGUCUGCUGGACAUUGCAGUAUCUGCAGAUUUUGUUCCUGACUGUCUUGCCAGCCCUAGCUAGACACAACCCCCAUCUCCUGGCAAACGCUGCACAACAGCCACAUUUCAAUUUGAUGUCAGCCAAGAUGCCAGCAUUGAUUUUGGUUCCCCAGACAAGACUUCACAACCCAGUCAGUAUCGCUAGGCAGCAACUAUUUCCCAUCACUCUCCAAUGUAUUGCACUUUGACCAGGCUCUUGAGAGCUCCCACUUCUCCACAAGUUAAAACAUGCCAGAGUUUCAUUAACAUUCCCAGUGCUGACGAGGUCAAUCAGCCAAAAAACUGUUCCACUGUCCACUGAUGCUGCCUGUCCCUCUUGCUCAAUGGGAAAUCUAUACAUAGACCAGUGUUUCUCAGUCCUUCUCUCAGGGGGAGAUCUGUACACUGACUGCUGUCUCAGUCUUUCUCUCACAGGGGGCAGAUCUAGACACUGACUGGUGUUUCUCAGUCCCUCUCUCGAUGGGGAAGAUCUGUGCACUGACCAGUGUCUCUCAGCCCCCUCUUGCAAGACGCAGAUACAUUGACUGCUCUCUCUCUCUCUCUCUCGGGAAUAUCUCUACACUGACCGUCUCUCAGAGGCAUGUUGUUAUGAAGGAUGAACAGUUCUGAUGGACAAUGGGGUGCAGAGUUGCCAUAUUCGCCCCCCACUUUGAGAAUCACAAACCAUUAACUGUUGCUAUGCUGCUCAUGAGAGAGAGAGAUGAAAAGAAAACAUGCAAGAACAUCUGCUACAGAUAAGAGAGAGGAGAGAGACUUGUUGAUUUACCGUGUUAUAACUUCUGCGAGGGUUAUUUAUCUAAUACCAUUCUGUUCAUUAACAUUCCUCAGUGGACAGCCGGAGUGGGCUGGUUUGAUGGACACAGUCAUUCAAAAUUGGUUGAUAGCUGAGACCACGUGAGAAGGAAUAAAAGUCAGGUCUGGGGAGACACCCUUCAGACACACCAGUGGACACUGACUGAGUGUUGUGAGCCCACAGGAAGGUGAGGGCUUCGGGGACCGAAUCAGGAGAUCGGUCAAUAAAGCUCACGAUGUGACGGCAGGGCCGGUGGGGACUGCGGUGUGUGUCCACUCAUGCCAGAGUGACGAGUCCACCACAGAAGAACGGUCUAGCUGAAUGACAGAUGGGUCAUAACUGAAUGGCCACAACGACACGACAGAUCAAGAACGCAAAGGAAGGUUUGACUGCUGUAGCUGUUACUUCUCGCUCGCUCUCUCUCUCUCCGACGAUUACAACACAACAACCAUAUCUACCUCAACACACAUGAACUGAACUUUAUACUUUUUUAUGACAAAUCAUUUACCCCUAGACAUCGAUAGAGCUCAUUUAUCAUUGCUUAUUAUUCCUACACUUUUAGGUUUAUUAUUGGUAACACGUGUUAUCUAUAUAUUUGCAUUAUUGGUAUUGAUUUGCUUAUAUUACUAAUAAACACUUUUGAAUAUAGUACCACCAGACUCCAACAGAUUCUUCUUUCUCUGCUGGUUAGACACCCAGUUACAGGGUACAUAACAAAUUGGGGCCUCGUCUUCCUGAUUUGAUUACCAAUUGGGGGGGCCAGUGAAUCAGGAUAAAAGUCCCUUAUCUGAUCUGGUUGCUUAGAUAACCAGACGGGAAACCAGCAAAGAUGGAAAUAGACAAAAUUUUUAGAAAGCCCGGCUUUUCUUGGCUAGAGGGUGCCAAGAAGGUGGAAUUGGUGAGCGUUGCGAAACAACUAAAUCUCUCGGCAGUGAAACCUUCGAUGAGAAAGUUGGAUAUACAGAGGGAAAUAGCCAUGCAUUAUGUAUCCGAGGAUGUGUUCACGUCUGAGGUAUUGGACCUGUUCCCUGAGAGGAAACCAGCCGAGGGGGAGGUUCAGUUAGCGAUGGAAAAAUUAAGGUUGGCUGCGGAGGAGAAGAAAAUUGAGUAUGAGAUCCAGCUAAAGGAGUUGGAGGCUAAAAGGGAGAAGGAAAAAGCUGAAGGGGAGAUGGAGGAAAGGGAGAAAGAGAGGCAGCAUGUGCUGGAAAUGGUAAGGUUAAAGCAGCAGGGAAGAGACCGGGCAGCAGACUCAAGUGAGGCGUACAAGAUUGGUCGGGAGAUCCAGUUGGUACCUCCAUUCGAGGAGACGGAUGUCGAUAAGUUCUUCCUUCAUUUUGAGAAAUUGGCUGUGAAUCAGAACUGGCCUGAGAGAAAAUGGGCUGUUCUGGUACAGAGCGUACUUAGGGGGAAGGCUCAGCAAGCGUAUUCGGCAUUGUCUAUGGAGGGGUCUAGGGACUAUGAGGAAGUAAAAAGGGCUGUACUGAGGAGUUACGAGUUGGUGCCAGAGGCAUACCGGCAGAAGUUCCAGAACUUGAGAAAGCCAUGGAACCACACGUAUUGCCCGUGAAAUGCAGAUGUGUUGUGAGCGUUGGUGCGCCUCAAAAGGGGUUGUUGGAGAUUAUGAUAAACUGUUACAGUUAAUACUGACGGAACAAUUUAAAAGUUGUAUCCCUGAAAGUAUGAAGACGUACUUGGAUGAGAAGGAGACAGAGACUCUGUCUGCGACUGCCAAAUUAGCAGACGAGUACGCCUUAACCCACAAGGCAAAGUUUUCCUCAAAUAAGAGUUACAAGAAAGGUAGUAGGGACGGUAGAGAAAGCCCACCGUCUAAGGCAGAGAAUAAGCCGGGAGCUAGUGGUAAAGGUGAGGAGGAGGAAAAGCAGGCUGGCAGGAAGGUUCCGAGCUUGACUUGUUAUAAUUGUGGGAAAGCUGGUCAUAUCGCAUCUAAGUGCUUCACUCCGAAGAAGGAGACAGGGAAAGGGAAAACAGCAGUCCUUACAGGUUGCAUUGAGUCGGUCAGUAGAUCGAUGGGGAAGACAAAGGUGGAUAGAGCCCAAGAGGGCUGUGAGAAGUUUACUUCGGAAGGGACAGUGUCUGUGAAAGAAGGAGAAACCCCAGUUCCAGUGAGCAUCUGGAGGGAUACUGGGGCUGAUCAGUCAUUGAUCCUAAAGAAGGUACUGGAUUUUGGUCCUGAGACUGGAGAGGUUGUGUUAAGAGGGAUAGGAAAAGGGACAGAAGCUGUACCUUUGCACAGGGUCAUUUUAAAAUGUGACCUGGUAUCUGGACCAGUCGAAAUAGGGGUGCGGUCGGAACUACCGAGGGACGGCGUGGACGUCGUUCUUGGUAACGAUUUAGCAGGUGGUGACGUGUGUUCAGCAGUGAAAUUAACAAGCAAGCCUGUGAGUGCUGAGGACUCGCCCAUAGAUUCUGAGAUUUAUCCCGCAUGCGCAAUCACUCACAGCAUGUCGAGAAAGGCGGCUGAGAAAGAAGCCAGUUUAAAUGAGUCCAGUGUUGAUUUGGCUGAGAUGUUUUUACCGACCCUGUACCAAGAGGGGUUAGAGGGUAGUAAAACGGAGGAUCGUGGAGUGAAGGAGAGUAAAGGAGAGGAGGUAGAUUUACUCUUAGCAAGGAGGGAAUUUAUAAAGGAACAGAGACGUUCCUAGGAGAUGCAAGGGAACAGAGCAUGAUGUUAUUGUUACCUCGGCCCAGCCUAUUAAACAAUCCCCUUAUCCGAUGAAUUUGGAAAAGAGCAAGCUAGUGGAAAAAUAAAUUGAGCAUAUGCUAGCUGCUGGUAAUAUUCGUGAAUAUGCUUCUGUAUGGGCAUCUCCAUGCGAGGUCGUACCAAAGCCGGACGGUACCAUAAGAUUCUGUACAGAUUACAGAAAGGUGAGUGCUGUCAUACAAACAGAAGCUUACCCUAUCCCUAGGGUGGACGAUUUUAUUGAUAAAAUGGGUAAAGUGAGAUACAUCACUAAGAUUGACCUGUAAAGGGAUACUGGUGUGUUCCUUUAACGGACAGGGCUCGAGAAAUUUCAGCCUUUGUCACCCCAUCCGGGUUCUAUGAAUACAAUGUGUUGCCGUUUGGAAUGAAAAAUGCCCCAGGGACAUUUCAGAGGAUGAUCGAUGCAAUGAUUAGAGAGUUACCAAUACAAAGGCUUAUAUUGACAAUGUAGUAGUUUGGAGUGACACAAGGGAUAAGCACAUUGAGGCUGUAGAAAACCUGUUUAAAAGAAUGUCUGCAGUCCAUCUCACAGUGAACCUCGCAAAGAGUGAAUUUGGUCAUGCCACGAUCACGUACCUGGGGUAUGUGGUAGCACAGGGGCAGUUGGCUCCUGUGCAGGCUAAAGUACAGGCUAUUUCCGAGGUUCCUGUCCCAACAAAUAAGAGGGCAUUGAGAAGGUCUUUGGGCAUGGUGGGGUACUAUCGGAAAUUUUGUAAGAAUUUUGUAGAUAUUGCCCUCACGCUUACAAAACUCUUACGGAAGGAUGAAAAAUUUGAGUGGAGCAAUUCUUGUCAGGAAGCUUUUGAGAAGUUGAAAACCAUACUGUGCCAUCACCCUGUGUUAAAAGCACCUGACCUUUUGAAACCUUUCUCCCUGGCGACUGAUGCAAGUGAUGAGGCUGCAGGGGCAGUCCUAUUGCAGAAAGCAGGGGAUGGAGUGGAACACCCAGUGGCGUAUUUCUCUCGGAAGUUCAAUGUGCAUCAGAGAAAUUACUCUACUGUGGAAAAAGAAUUGUUAGCACUUUAUCUUGGCGAUACAGCAUUUUGAGGUCUACAUUUGUUCAGCACAGAGACCAUUAAUUGUUUAUACUGAUCACAACCCCUUGGUAUUUUUGGCUAAUAUGAAGAAUAAAAAUAGGAGGUUACUAAGUUGGAGUCUGUUGCUACAGGAAUUUGAUAUUAAAAUACAACAUGUAAAGGGGAGUGACAAUGUAAUUGCUGACUGUUUGUCUAGAUGUUAAUUUGAAUGUGUAUCUGUAUUAUUUUUAUGGUUAAGGCCACUUCUGUAUUUUGUUAAACUCUUGGUGAAAAUUCCCAGAAGGAUGGGGGUGAAGGAUGAACAGUUCUGAUGGACAAUGGGGUGCAGAGUUGCCCAUGUUCCCCCCCCUUUGAGAAUCACAAACCAUUACUGUUGCUAUGCUGCUCAUGAGAGAGAGAGACUUGUUGAUUUACCGUGUUAUGACCUCUGCGAGGGUUAUUUAUCUUAUACCAUUCUGUUCAUUAACAUUCCUCAGUGGACAGCCGGAGUGGGCUGGUUUGAUGGACACAGUCAUUCAAAAUUGAUUGACAGCCGAGACCCGGUGAGUAGGGAUAAAAGUCAGGUCUGGAGAGACACCCUGCAGACACGCUAGUGGACACUGAUUGAGUGUUGGAACCCACGGGAAGGUGUGGGGCUUCGGAGACUGAACCAGGAGGUCGGUCAGUAAAACUCACAGUGUUAUAGCAGGGCCGGUGGGGACUGCGGUGUGUGUCCACUCAUGCCAGAGUGACGAGUCCACCACAGAAGAACGGUCUAGCUGAAUGACAGAGGGGUCAUAACUGAAUGGCCACAACGACACGACAGAUCAAGAACGCAAAGGAAGGUUUGACUGCUGUAGCUGUUACUUCUCGCUCUCUCGCUCUCUCUCUCUCUCUCCGACGAUUACAACACAACAACCAUAUCUACCUCAGCACGCAUGAACUGAACUUUAUACUUUUUUAUGACAACUCACUUACCCCUACGCAUGGAUAGAGCUCGUUUAUUAUUGCUUAUUAUUAUUCCUACGCUUUUAGGUUUAUUAUUGCUAAUGUGUGUUAUCUAUGUAUUUGCAUUAUUGGUAUUGAUUUGCUUAUAUUACUAAUAAACACUUUUGAAUAUAGUACCACCAGACUCCAACAGAUUCUUCUUUCUCUGCUGGUUGGACACCCAGUUACGGGGUACGUAACAAUGUCUACACACUGACCAGUGUCUCUCAGUCCCUCGCUUGCAGUGGGCAGAUUUAUACACUGACCGAUGACUGAUGUUUCUCAGUCCCUCUCACUAACUAGAAGAGACAAGUGACUUUAAUCAGUUGAGGCUUUUGGUUUAAGAUAGCGCUACUAAAGACGGGUUGCAGCUUACUGGUGGUUCAUAAAGCAAAAACCACAACUGAAGAUUUUAUUAAUGACACCUUUCCUGUGGAAAAUUGUGGUGAACGAUUAGCACAAACAAUGAAGAGGUGACCAAAGGUGAGGUGGUCUUGAAGGUCAAGGCGUGCUGGUGCAAUGCUAAGUCGGAGAAAGGUCGAGGCACGUUCGAGACAGAGUUGGAGUGGAGGAGCUCCGGAGUCCCUUCACUGAAACCGGGAGCAAGACUGGAUCUAAGUGCCAGAAUGAUUUGGGAAGGUUGGGCGUGGACCGGAACAUGACGGCAGGGUCCGGUCCCAAAGUGUAUUGAUGCGGUGUGGCCUGGGUCCUUGUGCAGGGGCCGAGCUGAUGUUUGGACAAUAUGAAUGCCAGGUCAGAUCUGAAAAGGCAAGGCGAAGGUUGGGCUGGCUUUGCGAUGUAUACCAGUUCUCCGUAGCACUGAAACUGAGGCCGUGUCCUGCUCCAGGCUUUGUGUCUGCAAGGUCCACGACCAUUUGCAUGACUGUGUGAUGAACUGAAGCUGAGACAAUGAGUCUGCUUUCUGUCUAUAGACCCACCUUCAUUCUGAAUGCUGUUGUUUGCUUUACUGUUUUUCUCUCUCUCUGACUUAAUGUUUUUUUAAAAAUUGGGUUCUUUCAGGUUUCUUGUUUGUGGCUGCCUGCAAGGAAAGUUGUAUGAUUGAUCCAGACUUUGAUAAUAACGUAUUUUAAAACACCUCAGUUACAUGGCUACCCGUUUCAGCAGCAAGAAACACAAACUCGGGAGAUUAUAAAAAAAAACUCAUUUAUUGGUCCAUUACUUUGAUUGACAGUAGGGGGGGAACGUAGCCAUGGCCGUCGAUACGCAGGCCUGGACGUACCACGCCCCUCUGGGCUCAUCGUGUCGGCCAUCCCCCCAGCCCCCCGUUACCAGGCGGGCUUUGUGGGGGUUGGCUUCAUUCGCAGAGGGGCGCGGCUAGCGUCUAACGGGGCUGCGGGUCGACGGCAGGCGGGUCCCGCCGCCAGCAGGCGGUCCCUUUCCCGCCCACUUCCCUCCCGCCCUUCCCUCACCCUUUGCCCCUGCUGCUCAAUCAAGGGCAAGGAACGAGGGGUGUGGGGGGGUUGUGGAAAGGAAGCAGGGAGUGCCCGUGCUGCAGAAGGCGGCGAUGUGGGAGGGUUCGGAGGGAGGGAAAAAUGCACACUGCAGCAAAUUGACUGGUGGGGUAUUUUUCAUUUGAACAACAGAACCCUGUACAGUAUCAGAAAACCCUGAUUUCAAAUUCACACCUACACAUAAUUAACUGCACUCUACGGUUAAAUCACUGUCAGUCUACUGAAGGGGAUCGCCGGUGUAGUUACUUGGCUUGGGGAGGGAGGGGUGGGGUGGGGGGAAAAUGAGGCAGAGAAAAGGAAAAGAGGGCGUCAGUCUCUUUUGCUUUAAAACCCAGGAUCCCAGAGCUGGACCCUGUCCCCGGUUACACCGAGGGUAGUGGGGAGGCAGAGACAGCCUCUCUCUCUUUGCCAGUGUCUUCGAGUGGAGGCAGGGAAGAGAGGUAUGGAUGUCUGAAGGACACAGAGGGGGUGGGCUCAGAUAAUCCCCUAACACAAGGAAGGAGGGGAACCCGGCGUCCAAACCCAGAUCUCAGGAGGAAGGGGCUGCAGAGGGACUUGCUCUUUUAAAUAAACGUCAGCAGCAGGCUAAUGAGGUCAUGAAGCCCAGCUUCCCAUGCUCAUGAAAAUACAUUCAGCCCCUCUUUGCCCCUCAAACUCCCUCACGGCCUGGCGAGGAGGAGCCGAGUCUGAGGCUUGAGGUAAUUUGGGCCCUCCGUCCCCGACACGUCCUCUCCCCAUGUGACUGAAGCCAGAUUCUCAGGGGAAAAUCAUGAAGACAGAGGGUGCAUGCUACGGUACUGUGCGGAUCGCAGCUGGCUGCCCCCCCCCCCCACUUUGAGCCCCUGGGGGAGGGGUGUUUGGGGGGGGGCUUACAGUACAGAAAACAAAGGGAAAUAGAAACAACAGGGGAAAAGGAAGGCUCACAAAGGGAAAACCCUUGCUCUGGCAGUCAGUCACUUUGAGGAGGGGAGGCCAAUGGUUUUAAAAUAAAAAUUUCAGGCAGUAGGUGGUUCCCAUUUGGGGAUCGGAGUGGCAAAGAAAAGGGAAGAAGGAGGAGCAACUAAAGGUGGGGGGUGCACGAGGGACAGGGACUCACCCUCCCUCCCGCCGCCCCCC
This is a messenger RNA of Hypanus sabinus (Atlantic stingray), 20038 nucleotides long. RefSeq names its product inhibitor of nuclear factor kappa B kinase regulatory subunit gamma (gene ikbkg). NCBI's taxonomy places the organism in Eukaryota, Metazoa, Chordata, Chondrichthyes, Myliobatiformes, Dasyatidae. The transcript has 14 exons. Gene Ontology annotation, biological process: positive regulation of canonical NF-kappaB signal transduction. Gene Ontology annotation, cellular component: IkappaB kinase complex; nucleus; cytoplasm. Bases 289 to 1989 code for a protein of 566 amino acids. The record is from RefSeq and is a predicted model, not a curated record. Gene Ontology annotation, molecular function: K63-linked polyubiquitin modification-dependent protein binding.